CUGGUCAAUGCUAUCCACACAAGCAUCUCCUCUAUAUCAAGGUUAUUACAGGUAUGGGAAGGACGAUGGAACAAUACAGUGCCGGUAGCGGUGAAGAAAUUGAAAUCGGGUACAGCCGAUCCGGCUGAUUUCCUCGCCGAGGCUCAUAUUAUGAAAAAGUUGAGGCAUCCCAAGCUACUUACUCUGUAUGCAGUUUGUACGAAAGAUCAGCCGAUUUUAAUAGUAACGGAAUUGAUGCAGGAAAACUUGCUCAGUUUUCUCCAAGGGAAAGGACGACAAUGCACCUUGACACACCUUGUGGAAAUCGCCGCUCAGGUCGCAGCCGGAAUGGCGUACUUGGAGGAGAUGAAGUUUAUUCAUCGAGACUUGGCCGCUCGUAAUAUACUCACAAAAAACCACUUGAAUGUGAAAAUCGCCGAUUUUGGCCUUGCAAGGUUACUUCAUAAGGAGAAUCAGUAUGAGGCACGAGUUGGAGCACGAUUUCCCAUCAAGUGGACUGCCCCAGAAGCGGCUAACUUCAAUCGAUUCACUACCAAAUCAGAUGUAUGGAGUUUUGGAAUACUGCUCAGCGAGAUUGUGACUUAUGGUCGGAUACCGUAUCCUGGUAUGACCAACACAGAAGUCCUGCAACAGAUCGAUGCCGGCUACCGUAUGCCAUGUCCGCAAGGUUGUCCAUUGGAACUUUAUGAACUGAUGUGUCAGUGCUGGUAUGCUGAACCAGGAAAGGCGGCCGACGUUCGAGACAUUACAGUGGAGACUGGAAGAUCUUUUCAAUUUGGACACUUCCGAGUACAGAGAAGCUUCAACAUCUGCAUGAUUAUUGUCAUAAGUUAUUGCCAUAGCCUUGUUAAGCUCUAUUAG
Molecule: messenger RNA, 861 nt
Organism: Cooperia oncophora
Lineage: Eukaryota; Metazoa; Nematoda; Chromadorea; Rhabditida; Trichostrongylidae
Source: the annotation of a GenBank genome assembly